Molecule: messenger RNA, 4618 nt
Organism: Haliotis rufescens (red abalone)
Lineage: Eukaryota; Metazoa; Mollusca; Gastropoda; Lepetellida; Haliotidae
Product: collagen alpha-5(IV) chain-like
Exons: 17
Coding region: 20-3025 (1001 amino acids)
Cellular component (GO): collagen trimer
Molecular function (GO): extracellular matrix structural constituent
Source: RefSeq, a predicted model, not a curated record
GUUGUAGGGCAGUCGCGGCAUGCCUGGUGUUCCGGGGACUACAGGGCAACCGGGUCGAGCCGGCGGGAGAGGCGCGAUCGGCCACCCUGGACCAAUGGGAGACGUGGGUCCCCAUGGGCCGAAGGGGGACAAGGGGUUGGCUGGUUUUGAUGGCGUCAUGGGACCAAGGGGCUUUAGAGGUCCGGUGGGAGUACCUGGGGUGCCAGGCAAGAAUGGUAAAACGGGAGAGACUGGUCCCCCGGGAGAGGAUGGCAUGCGCGGACUUCCUGGAUGUGACGGACUGCACGGAGUCAGUGGGGAGCCAGGGUCACCUGGUGUUCCAGGAUCUAUGGGUCCGAGGGGUCCUCCGGGUGUUAGUGUGCCGGGUGUCCGAGGUCCCCCGGGCCUGCCCGGCCUCCCAGGGAACUACACCCCAGACGGAGCACCUGCCCUCGUCAACAUGAUAACGAAGAUUGCCAAAGGCCUGAAAGGUGAAAAAGGCGAGCGUGGAUUGAGAGGGCCUUACGGAUUCCCAGGGCUCCGCCUCCCAGCAGUAAAAGGGUCCAGAGGUCUCCCCGGGCCACGUGGGUACGCAGGGAAAGACGGCCUCCCUGGGCCCCCGGGCUCUCCAGGCAUACCCGGGACACCAGGGGGGUCUGGCUCUGUAAGGGGCUUACUCGGACCCCGGGGAGAGAAAGGGUCCAUAGGCACCCCAGGACGUGACGGCCUCCCCGGGCUACAUGGCCCUAAAGGCAGCUAUGGGGUCGGGCUCCCUGGCAGUAAAGGUUCAAAGGGAGAGGAAGGGAUGGUCGGUAUGCCAGGACGCUCGGGUCGGGAUUGUCCACCAGGGGCGGCGCUACCAGGGCUCCCAGGGAUGUCAGGACCCCCCGGGCCACGAGGGCUGUCAGUUAAAGGCGAAAAGGGCUAUCACGGAACAAUUGGGCCGUCAGGAAAGCGAGGCCGGAAGGGUGUGGCCGGGAAACCGGGGCCUGUUGGUGAAAAAGGGGAACGCGGGUAUUCCGGUCCUCCAGGUCCCCCGGGAGGAGCGGUCACGGAGGCAGGAACUGUAGUAGGGCCAAUGGGACCCCCUGGGCAGAAGGGGGAACAAGGGGAGGGCGUGAGAGGUCAAACAGGUCCUAGAGGAUUCCCGGGGAUGAGUGGCGAGCCUGGGAGGGACGGGCUACCCGGUCUGGACGGUGAGGAUGGACUGCCGGGAUCCCCCGGAACUCCUGGAGAGGGACUUCCGGGUAUGCGAGGCACGAAGGGAAUGUUUGGGACUCCGGGGCUGCCGGGGGAGAUGGGGUUCCCAGGAGAGAAGGGGGAAAGCGGAAUUGCGGGACCCCCGGGUCGGCCUGGCCCACAAGGCCUGCAAGGUCAAGGUCUCCCCGGGCUAGACGGUCUCAAUGGCGUCAAGGGGAGCAAGGGGACGCCGGGUAGGGAGGGUUACCCUGGAGAACCGGGCGCCCCGGGGGAGAGAGGAGUGAAGGGGGAGUCCGGUUUAUCCUCCGAUGGGAUCAAGGGCGAGAAGGGAGCCCCUGGUGAAGGUCUGAACGGGAGGGACGGGGCGGAGGGACCCCCUGGAGUCAAGGGGGGGAAGGGAGCUGCAGGUCUGCCCGGAGAGCCAGGGAGGGACGGGAAACCAGGGAGACCCGCAUCAGAUGCUGACAGUAUACCGGGGAUCAAAGGUGAAAGGGGCUUAACUGGGCUGGACGGCGAGAGGGGUUACCCUGGAUCAGACGGUCCCCAGGGACCACAAGGGGUGUCUGGGGAGAAGGGGGAACUAGGUCUGCAGGGUCUACCAGGGCUAGACGGUCUGGAUGGACAGAUCGGCCCUCCUGGGGCUAAUGGUCUUAACGGCGAGCCUGGGGCCCCGGGGUGGGAUGGGGACAAGGGCGAGGCAGGGGAACCAGGACCCCGGGGCUACCCAGGGGAGAUGGGAAUGCCGGGAGAACAGGGGUAUGGAGCGGAGGGACCUAGAGGAGAGAAGGGGGAACCCGGAGAAGUCGCCCGCGGGUUGCAGGGGGAGAGAGGCGAACCUGGCCCCCUGGGUCAGACUGGAUUGCCAGGCCUCCGGGGCCUGCCUGGGGGUGACGGCCAGAAAGGAGAGCGGGGACAGCCCGGUUUUGGGAUGAAAGGCUUCAAAGGCGACAAGGGCAUGGUCGGGAUGGGCAUGCCUGGCCCCCGGGGAGAGAGAGGUGACCCUGGAAUUAAGGGUGAAGUCGGCCCAGAAGGACCCCCGGGACCAGCCGGUUUUGGAGAACAGGGAGAGAAGGGUGAGGCAGGGGUCGGGAUUCCGGGGCCCACGGGAUCCAAGGGGGAGAGGGGAGAAGGACUACCGGGAUCCAGAGGAACACCAGGUCUAGCCGGACCCUCAGCGUACAUCUACGUCCGUCACAGCCAGGAUCAGCGCAAACCACCCUGCGUGUCCUGGCACCCCUCACUGUGGACCGGGUACAGCAUCCUCCACACCGAGGAUGAGGGGCGGGCUCACUCCCAGGAUCUCGGUCUGGGUGGUUCCUGUGUCAGCCGAUUCAGCCCAAUGCCCAUCCUCUUUUGCAACAUCCAUAACGUCUGCAACUACGCCAGCCGCACAGCUACCAGCUACUGGCUGUCCACAGGGGAGGUAAUCCCCAUGAUGCCUGUAGAGGGAGCUGCAAUGCUGACGUAUAUCAGCCGGUGUACAGUUUGCCAGGCCCCCGCGCCAGUCAUAGCAGUUCACAGUCAGACGCCCCAGAAUCCCGACUGCCCGCAGAACUGGGAGGAACUGUGGACUGGGUACAGCUUUGUCAUGCAUGCCGUUGGAUCAAUGAGCGGAGGACAACCACUAGCAAGUCCGGGAAGCUGUUUGGAGUCUUUUUCAACAAACCCAUUUAUAGAAUGCACAAGCUCCGGACAGUGCCACUACUUCUCCGACAAAUUUAGCUUCUGGUUGGCUACAGUACCGGACAGAAAUAACUUCACCCCUGCUCAGGAGACGUUAAAAGCCGGACAACAUCUCUCUCGUAUCAGUCGAUGUAAAGUCUGCAUGCUGACUGUGUCGGUAUGAGAAUCUAUAAUACCUUGCCUUUGAAUCUAGCGACGUUGUUACAUCAUUAUUUGCAGGUAAAGAUAAAGAGGGGGAAAUAGGUUUAUAUAUGGAGAAUGUAAACGGACUUUGCGUCCAUAACCAUAUCUGUACAUUCUCAUAGUCUCAGCUGGUGCUAACCUUUGUUAUCGGGUAUUUUUAAGUUGUUUUCUUUCAAAUAGAACAUGUGUUGUUUUAAGAAUAUGAAAGUGUUCUUUAACUUCUUUUGAGUAGUAUAUAUUAACGACGGACGCUUGCUCUGUUUGACUAAAACGACAUAUUUGUACAAGACGAUGACCCGGCCUGUGUAUAUCUCAUAUACAUAGUGUGACAUGACCGUCCUGUAACCAAUAAGGGAUUAUUCCUGACAGACAUUCACUCCGACAACACUGACAAAACCAAACAUAUGUGCAGAGAUGUGUGUAGCCUUCGAAUAAUCCUUUUCACAGUACUCUGAGUUGGGCAUAAGCUGUAAUGUUUGUGAGAAGUGUGAGUAGGAGUGAGAAGCUUCUUGUCACCUCCAUCACGAGACAGUGAACACUCGUGAAGACCUUUGGGAUAUUCAUGCGUUUAACCACACGCCCUCACGGUCAUCCAAACACUGGAAGCUGUCAACGGAACAAUAAGCCUAUUUCUCCAGACUCUUUGAAAGAAGUCUCCUUUUCUGCCAAAGCAGCUGAACAGUAUGAGAAAAUUGUGUCCAUGAAUUCAGAAGGAUGUUCUCAUAUUUUAACAUUUUCAAUAACAAUUAUUUGUUUAUCGAAUCAGCAUAAUAUUUUGUUCGGAAGCAACUUGGUACAUGUAUUCAAAAGGCUACUCCUAUGGCAUCUUGUGCUUGAGAUGAAUCCCACGGAAAUAUAGCUACAUCUGUCAUGCAACUGUCAAUGAUGCAUGCAUCGUCGCUUUAAGACCACGUGAAGAGGCACUGUGCCACUGUGUGGCCCGGCAUGGAGUGAGUGAAAGAACAAUAGUCCAAUCAAGUCCCGGCGUGUCAGCUUGACGUGGGAGGAAAGCCCGCUGUGACGCAGGUCUUAUCACUCAGGGGACAAAAACACGAGAACGGCUAUAGUGCUGACAGGCUGAGAAUCAUAAUCGGGGCAAACCGGGAUUCGAAACCACGAUCAUAGGUUACUGGUAUGCCCAAGGGAAGCAACUCUGCACAGCGAAUUGCGGCGACUCGGCGACUGCUCCAACUCCCCCACCAUCGUCUUGCCCCCGCACGGCGUGAAACGUGUUUCAAGUAAGGUCUAUACUGGAUAUUGGCUAGAGAAGUCGGCGGAAUGCCAGAACGAAGUGUUCAACGUUGUCGAGCUAACAGAAUGUAUGGUAUCCUGUCUUAUGGGGUUAUAAUGUGUAUAUUUAUAUUCUUCUUUGUAUAUAACUGCAGUAGUUAUUAUUCACGACUUGUAUUUAGGUUUAUGAAUCGUGACAUAUAUAUGUUAAAUUUGAAAGGGUUUAGUACCCAUGUCUACUAAAAUACAUCGGCAUCUAUUAUUCAUUACAUAUAACGUUUUAUUUACACACGCAAAAACACAGUAAUGGUUCAUCAAAUGCGAAAUAAACAAUGCGUAUUUA